Messenger RNA from Pseudomyrmex gracilis, 1493 nucleotides. Its product is annotated as epidermal retinol dehydrogenase 2-like. Gene Ontology annotation, molecular function: oxidoreductase activity, acting on the CH-OH group of donors, NAD or NADP as acceptor. The record is from RefSeq and is a predicted model, not a curated record. The coding region runs from base 512 to 1435 and encodes 307 amino acids. Gene Ontology annotation, cellular component: lipid droplet. The transcript has 7 exons. NCBI's taxonomy places the organism in Eukaryota, Metazoa, Arthropoda, Insecta, Hymenoptera, Formicidae.
ACAGCUGCCGUAAAGUAAAUUAAAAAAAAAAAAAAUGUCUUAUCGGCAACGUCGCGUCACACUUUUUAUACCGUUAAUAAGGAAUUGCGAUUGUGAAUGACUGGUAUAAUUCAGGAAAGUCAAAUAACUUAUGUAUGUACAUAUCGUGAUUACGAUUCGCAUGAUAAUUGCACGAGAAUAAGCGAUACAAACUUUGACAGAUGGCUGCACCAGUUGAGUUGAAUUGAAAAUCUUUUGAAAAAAAUCCGGAAAGACGUGUGCUGUCUCCUAAAUUUCCUAACAAUUGUAUAUAUACAUGUUAAGAGUCAAUCAUAUCGAUCUCACUAAUUGUGAUAAAAAAUAUAUAUCUCUCGUGUGCGCUGCGCGUGAUUAAAAACUAAAAGGAUUUAAUUCAUACAAAGAAUUGGAUGGAUGUGUCCUGCCUAAUAGUGCGAUAUCAACAAAGUACGUUAUCAAUAAAGUUCACGACGUUGUGUGAUAAAAGGAAAAAAUAGGAGUUUACUCACCAAAGAUGUUACUGAGAAUAUAUUCCUUAUGUGUUCUGAUGCUUGAUGUUACAAUGUUAUUAAGUGGCAUAUUCUGUACAAUUUUGAAUGCAAUCUACAGAACAUUCAGACCACCACCUUUGAAAAAUCUUAAUUGUGAAGUUGCCAUAGUUGUAGGUGCAGGACGUGGAAUAGGUAGAGAACUUGCCAUACAGCUAUGCCAGAUUGGGGUCACAGUUGCAAUGGUAGAUAUCAAUAAAGAAAUUUGUGAUGCCACUGUACAACGUGCUCGGGAAUUACAUGGGUUAUGUAGAGCUUACCAAUGUGAUGUGAGAAAUAAACAAGCAGUUGUUCAAACAGUAAAUCUUAUUAAGUCUGAUUUCGGAGAAAUUACAAUGCUCUUCCAUUGCUGUAGUUUACCCAGUCCACGUGCCUUAGUGCAAGAAUCAUCAGAUGUAGAGGACACAAUGCAUGUGUCAGUUAUUAGCCAUUUUUGGUUACUGGAUUCAAUUUUGCCAUGUAUGCGACGUGUUGGUAAAGGCCAUAUUACAUUAUUGUCGUCUGUUGCGGGUCUUUCAAAUGGUUCGAGUGGACGUGGAACCAGAGUUCCCUUGUCUACUGCACAAUUUGCUUUGCAAGGUUUAGCUGAAUCUUUGCACAUGGAAUUAAGACAUUCAGAUAGCAAUAUCAUUGUCUCGUUAGUUCAUGUUUAUCCGUUUAUUAUUGGCGCAGAAACUGCAAAGGAUAUACGUUUUAGAAUACCAAGUUACUUCGGAACUAUAUCGGCUGUAGAAGCUGCUCGACAAAUUUUAGAUGGCGUUCGGCGAAAUUACGCUGAAUUUAGCGUACCAGGAUAUCUAUUUUAUCUAGGACAUAUAUUAAGGAUUCUUCCAAAAAAGGCAUCCUUUAUGUUACGAGAUUUAUUAGAUACUGGUGUUGAUUUUGCAUGAUGUAAUGUCAUAAGUAUGCACAUACAAAAAUAUACAUAUAUCUGGUGUUACAUAGUUA